GAUAUAAAAAAACGAAGCAAUCGAAUCCGAUUCCUCUCGCUGUGACCUUUUUUAAUCCCCUUCUCCUUCUCCUCAAGAGAAAUCACAACCUUCUCUUCGUUCUCUCCAUCUCUAAUGGCUUCUCUGAAGAUCUCUGCUGUUAUCUUUGAUCUGGAUGGAACCCUCUUGGACACUGAGAGGGCGACGAGAGGGAUAAUGGCUGAGUUUUUGGCGAGGUAUGGGAAGGAGCCGGAUGCUGAGAAGGAGGAGAAGAGGCUUGGGAAGAUGCACAAGGAGUCGGCUGCCGGCAUUGUUGUUGAUUAUGACCUCCCCUUCACUGCUGAUGAGUAUUCGGCAGCUAUUAUGCCUAUGUAUCAACAAAGGUGGCCGCAAGCUAAAGCUCUUCCAGGUGUUUCUCGUCUUGUCAAUCAUCUUCAUAGGCAUGGAGUCCCAUUGGCACUUGCUUCAAACUCUAUGAAGCAGCAUAUUGAGCUAAAGAUUUCUCACCAACAUGGUUGGAAGGAAUGCUUUUCUGUCAUUCUUGGUGGAAAUGAAGUAAAAAAUGGAAAGCCUGCUCCUGAUAUAUUUUUAGAAGCCUCAAAAAGACUUGGUGUUGAUAUAUCUGAAUGCUUAGUGAUUGAAGAUUCGUUGGUGGGUGUUAGGGCUGCAAAAGCUUCUGGAGCAAAGGUAGUAGCUGUUCCAUCCCUUCAAUGUCAAGAAGAGUAUCAAAAGCUCGCAAAUUGCGUUCUUAAUUCACUUAUAGAGUUUCGGCCAGAGUUAUGGGGUCUUCCGGCCUUUGAAGAUUGGGUUCAAAGUGCAUUGCCAAUUGAUCCUUUGUAUAUGAGUGGCAUGAUCAGCAAAGCAUUUCAGCAAGAUGGUUUUACAGUUAUAAACACCAUAACUGGAAGCGAUUCAUAUCUAUCUAUUCCUGAUCAAGUUUUGGGUGUAUUCUUCGGUUGGGAGAAGAUUGAAACAAUUGGGACUUUUAAGGUGGUGAUGAGCAUUGGAUGGGACUUAUCUUCUAGUAAUGCUGUGAGAGCAAUAAAACAACAUCUCAUCGGUCAUAUUAACAAUUAUUCAUCCAAGGAGAAGUUUCACUUUCUAAUUGUGGGUUUUAUCAGGAAGCUGCAUAAUGAGGAUAACUUAUCAGAUGUCUUAAAGAUAACUGAAGAGGAUAGUAGAAUUGCUCAAGAAGCAUUGGAUCUCCCCAUGUUUUCCAAGUUCAAGAGCUGCAAACUCAUUCAAGAAGAGGACUCUAGGGAGGAAACAUGUGUUGGUGAUUGAACAUAAUUUUUGAAGAUAGAUUUUUAGUUACAUAGUUGAGUGUAAUUGUCUAAUUGGUAGUGAAGCACCAAUGUGCCUUACGCUCUAAAGAUAUAAAACAUGUUUCUGUUAUUA
Messenger RNA from Dioscorea cayenensis subsp. rotundata (Guinea yam), 1377 nucleotides. Its product is annotated as bifunctional riboflavin kinase/FMN phosphatase-like. The coding region runs from base 115 to 1263 and encodes 382 amino acids. Gene Ontology annotation, molecular function: riboflavin kinase activity; sn-glycerol 3-phosphatase activity. Gene Ontology annotation, biological process: glycerol biosynthetic process; riboflavin biosynthetic process. The record is from RefSeq and is a predicted model, not a curated record. NCBI's taxonomy places the organism in Eukaryota, Viridiplantae, Streptophyta, Magnoliopsida, Dioscoreales, Dioscoreaceae. The transcript has 10 exons.